GCGUUACCAUGGGUAGUAACUGCUGUAAGGCGGACUCCGGUCGGGUCGUCCGGGGCUCGUCGACAUACACCAGGUAUCUGGUACUAAUACUCCAAGAGUUGUUCGGGGUGGUUUGGGUGCUCAGAAUAUCGAGCAGAGCGGGAGCGUCCCUAGACUCACGCUUCACCGUAUCUGAGGGCGCGGGGGGCGUGCGGCUGACCGUCACCGCGGCGCGAGAGCAGGAUGGCGGCAUCUACACGCUGCAGGCCAGCAACGCGGCAGGCAGCGACACAGCCCGCGUGCGGCUCGAGGUGACCGACGAGACGAGCGGGGACGACCCGCCCACCUUCCUGCGGAGGCUGCAGGACCUCACAGUCAAAGUCGGCACCAGGACGAGGUUCCUCGUCGAGAUCCUUAGCUCCACUGACUGCAAAGUAACAUGGUACCGCAACGAACGCCGUCUACUCGAAGCGGAGCGGGUGUCUCUCGUGCGUGACGGCAACUUCUGGUGCUGCGACGUGGCCUGCGUGAGCGUGGACGACGCUGGACGCUGGACGUGCGCGGCCGAGAACAGAGGCGGGCGGGCGAGCUGCGCGGCGCACCUCAAUGUGCUGGUGCCGAAAGCCUACAAGCGACCGGAGUUCGUGGAGGAACUACGUGCCAUCCUGACUGAACAGGGGACUGUGUCAUUAGAGUGUAAGGUGGUCGGCGUGCCUACACCGGUGUUGAGGUGGUUUAAGGAUAGCCGAGAAAUCAAAGCGGGCGAUGUGUUCGCAUUAACAGCAAGCGCAGAAGAUCCCACUUCGCUCGGCACAUACACUUGUGAAGCCGUCAACUGCAUGGGCAGAGCCUACUCUUCAUCCAAAGUCCACGUCACGAGAGGCCGCGAUGAAUCGAGACCGAGUUCUGCCGUCACCCCUGAGCCGCCUCCGAUCUUCACCAAAGAGCUCGAAGACCAGUUCGUCAAGAUCUGCGAACACCUUACACUAAGCUGUCACAUCGUCGUACCACCUUGGCCUAGAAGCGUCGUCUGGUAUAACAAAGAGGGCAAAAUUGAGCCUGGAGACAGGUACCAUGUAACAGAAGACGGUGUAGGCGGCUACCUGCUAGAAGUACAGUCAGCCGAGUGGCCCGAUGCGGGCGAGUGGAAGUGCGUGGCCACCUCGGCGGGGGGCAGGGUCGGCAUAUCCACCUGCCAUGUCGUCAUGGAUGUUCCGAAGAACUACCGGAAGCCACGUUUCAUGGAGAACCUCCAGGCGGUGCUCACGGACGAGGGUCUGGUAUCCUUCGAGUGCAAGGUGGUCGGCUUCCCAACCCCAGUGCUGAGCUGGUUCAAGGAUGGCCAGGAGCUGAAGCCAGGAGAUGUUUACCAACUGACAGGCACAAACUCCCUAGGUUCCUACUGCUGCAUCGCCCGCAACUGCAUGGGUCAGGCCAGCAGUUCGGCCGAGCUGACGGUAGAAGACAUCCAGAACCAGCUGAACGAGGAAGAGAGGCUCCAGCUGUUCACGAAACACCAGGCGCCCAAGUUCGUCCAGGGCUUGCAGAGUGCUGAGGCGCGGAUUGAUGAGCCAUUCCAUUUUACUAUUAAAGUUGCCAUUCCACCCGAGCCGACGGUCCUGUGGUACCGAGACGACCAGCCCGUGGACGAGUCCCCCCGCUGCCACCUCGCCAAGGAGGACCGAGGCAUCUUCACCCUCGACAUCAAAAACUUGGAGUUCCUCGACCAGGCCGAGUGGAAGUGCGUCGCCAUGAACGAAUUCGGUCACAGCGUCACCUCCUGCUUCCUAAAACUGAUCAUCCCUAGACACUUUAAGAAACCAAGAUUCUUGGAGAACCUUCAAGCUAUUCUCUCUGAGGAAGGCGCUGUGAACUUAGAGUGCAAGGUCAUUGGUGUACCGCAACCUGUCCUCAAGUGGUAUAAGGACGGCGAAGAGCUGAAGCCUGGGGAUAUACACAGAAUCAUAUCUGGACAGGAUGGUACUUGUUGUUUAGGAACAUACACUUGUGAAGCGCAGAAUUGUAUGGGAAUCGCCGCCAGCUCCGCCUCGCUUCUCGGCUUCGACGACUCAAUGAAGGCCAAGAAGAAAAUAGCAGACGAACAAGCAUUGCAAAGAAAUUUGUCGCUUAGUACGAUACACGAAGAACGAACCUCGCAGAUGUACGAUACCCCGGUGGGAGAUAUAACUCUUGACGAUAAAGGAGAGAUUUCAUUUUCGUUUGAUGGAAAAGAAGUCUCCGUAUCGUUGUAUGAGACCCCGGAUUUAACUGAAGAAGAAGCACUUCAAAUAGUCGAGAUGUAUGCUGAUCAGCUAUCCGAAAAUGUUACUGAACAUAAUGUAGUCGAGCUGCCACCGCUUAGGUUUGUAAAAGAAACAUCAACUUCAGGCAAUCUGCUCAUGGAAGCUAUCAUAAUUGAUGUGUCUCCAGAAUACUUUGCAUCGCCUGAAGAAGAUUUAAGAACGGAAGCCGAUGUAGAAGAUAUUUCAAUAGCUGAUGAAAAUGGCGCACCUCAACUAUCAUUAGACACAGAUUUAGGCGAAGACUAUUUAGAAAAAACAAUGGCUCUAUUAUCAGAUGAAAAGUCUGAUGUGCCUAAAAAGACAACUAGAAAGAAGUCAGAUUCUCUAAGAAGUGGAGAAGAUUUUUUCAGUUUAUCUCGAGAACAAUCAAUCUCUGAAGAUAAAAGAGAUGAUGAUACGCAAGUUAUGUCUGAAAGUGAUUUGGCUAGUUUUGCCAGCGCACGAAGUUACGGUAAACAUAAAUCUAAAUCUUCUCGACGAUCAAUUGAUGAUGGUAGAGAAUCGUCAGAAACGAAGACCAUUCUACAUAAAUUUGAUGUAGAAGAGGGUAGGGAAGUUAAAUCUGAAAUGAAAGAAAUCAAGACCGAAAUACAAGAAACUGAACAGAAAAGAGCUGAGACGGAAACCCCUGUAAUGAAGCCAAAGCGAGAACGGCGAAGUAGUCGGGGUUCUCGACGCUCUAGCUCAGGUAGCGAGAAAUCUUAUAGCAAGGCUAGAGAAGAGCUGUUACAAGUAAGAGCAGACUUAGAGCCCAAACCUAAAAUGACGGAUGAAGAAUUCAAGAGCAAAGUUACUGAAGUUAGUUCAACAAUAUCUAAGGUUAUUAAUGAUAUACAAAUCAUUGAACGAGAUAUAAUAUUGAAAUCAGAGUUAAUGUCAUCAGCUGCUACAGCUUCAAGAAGUUUAGAGAUCAUAAGCAGUCUGAUAACCCCUUUAUCUGAAAUACACAGUAUAUCAGAGGCUGCCAAGGAAUCUCUACAAGCUAAAGAAGCUACUACUAUAUUCAACAAUCUUCCUCAAUCGAUGAAAGCUUUACAGCAAUCCCUAACAAUAGUUGAAAAAUGUAUCGAUGUGGAAAGCGAAAACAAGACUCUAGUAAAGAAAACAUGUGUGGCAUUUAUAGAGACCUGUGGAAACGAACUUCAAAAAGUUAUGUCGGAUAUUAACUCCGUCACCUUGACAGACUAUCUACAGGCAGACGAAAGCGUAAUAAGAGAAAUUCAAACUUUAACCAAAGAAAUGACAAACGUUGUAAAGUAUUCAUCAGAUACUAUUAAAACAAGAAACCUUUUGAGCGAAGCAAGUGAAAUAAAGACGGAAGAAACAUCAAUAGACGCAAAACACCUUAAAGACACUCAAAAAGCUGUGUUUGAGUUAAGAAGCCCCGUUAACUCCUUACUCUGCAUAGCUGAGAGUGCAGAAAGUGGAAAAAUGAUUGAUAUAACGAAAAUAAAAAAUAGUGAAGUAAUACUUAAUGACAUGUCUGCCUCGAUACAAGACUUACAAGUAGCUUUAGAGCAGAUAGAGUCAUUAUCAGUUAAAGAAUCAACGACCUCGUUAAACAAGUACAAUACGGAAAUAAUUGAAACAGUUAUGGAUUCCGUUCUAAAACUGAGGAUAUCAUUUGAACAGUUGUCAACGGAAACAAGAAGUGAAGACGAUAAGCUAGUUUUGAAACAGUCUUUAACAUCUAUAAAACAGAAUUUAAGUGAGAUUUCAACACACAUUGAUAAAAUAGAGAGUAAUGUUGGUAGAUUCGAUAUCCUACAAAGCGACAAUAAACUGGAAGUCUUACAAAAAAUGGCUCAAAUACUUAUAGCAUUAGAAAAUAAUUUACCUCGUCUUGAAUCUUUACCAGAUGUCAAGCUACAUUUGGACGUAUUCCAUAAAAACUUAACAAAAGUUUUGGAAAAUGUAAUUGAAAGUAAUGAAGCAAAGAAAUAUUUCUCUUUGACAGAAAUAUGUGAUGUUGUUAACAGAGUAAACGCAGCCAUAAAAACUAUAGAUUCGGACAGCAUAUUGUCUUUGGCAAGUCUCAAUAAUACGAUGAGGAUAGUCCAAGAUCACUUUAUUAAUAAUAUAUUUGAAUCCGAGCUAAAUUGUGCUAUAUUGAGCAAUAUCAGUGAUGUGUUGGUGAAUAUACAAGAAGCUAUUAAUCAAGCUGAUGUAGUCAGCUUACACAUUGACUCGGAACAUAUUAUUACACAAGAUAUUUCGUCGUACGAAACUGGUAAAGCCGUUGUUGCUUUAGAGCGUAUAGAACACACCAUAGCAGCUAUAAAUAAAGUUAAAUCUCUUGAAUGUGCACAAGAACUAAAAGACGCCAUUACACCAGUUCUAGAAAAUGUAUGUCCAGUUUUAGAAGAGCUUAAGCGAAGCGUAGCAUCCAUUGCUUCAGGACAAGUUGAACAGGAUGAAAAUGUUUCUGAGAUGUCAGAUGUGCAGUCAGUAGUGCAGACUUUAGCCACGCCUCUCUGUGAACUUAAUGAAAAUAUUAUGGUAAUAAAUCAAACAAUAGUAGAACAUAUUGAGAGCUUGAAAGAAAAUAGUGAAGUCUUUGUAACAGUUGCAGAACCUUUACAUGAAUUGCACACAACACUUGAGACAUUACAGCAAGUUGUUAUAUCGCAAUACGGAGAAGAUGUGACGCCAUAUGAAGUAAGUGUGAACAUGGCAAAUGCUGUUCAAAAUCUUCACAGCUGUAUUGUAAUGAUCCGUGAACAAGGUGGCGUAGAAAUUGCUGACGAAAUGUCGACUCUAGAAGACAUAUCGGGCAUAAAAACAACUGCUGAUACUUUACCUUCAGACCGGUUAGUAUUACCUGAAGCUGCAGAAACAACCGCCGAGCAUGCAGUUAGUUCUUUACACCAAGACAUUGUACCUUCUGCUACAGCUCAAGCGUUACAGUCUUUAAAUGAUCACAUCACAGUUUUACAGAAUCCUGAUGUAAUUGAUGCUUUGGACACAUUAUCCGAAGUUAGCGAUUACUCAAGCUUAAAAUCUGUUGCGUUAGGCUUAGGAGAGCUUCAUUCUGGCAUACAAGAAAUCUUGCAUCCCGUUAUUUUGGAGACUUCUGAUGAAAUGGCUCACUUAAAUACGUCGAAGUUAAUGGCAAUUGCAGAACCUAUGCAAGACUUACAGCAAUGUUUGUCUGUACUAGAUGUUACUAAUAUACCAAUAUACGAACACAUUCUUGAAUUGGCAUCAGACAAAAUACAUUCCGUUUUUCAAAAUAUCGCAGAAUUCAAAGAAAAUCUCGACAAAUGUAUUCAUGCCGUAUUCCCUGCGAUGGAGACUGCCGAUAAAACAAUUGAAAUAUCAAAUAAGGUCGAAAGUUUACGCGCUGUGUGUGAACAUCUGAAGGAUAUAAUUGAAAAUACCAAGGCUAUAUCAACUGAAGCACCAGUUAAAGAAGAGGUUAUUGCUCUUGAAGAGACAGUAAACAACUUACUAGAUGCGACAGACGUGUCUAAGGGAAUAAAGAUAGAACAAGUGAAAUCAGUUACUCAAGAACUUUAUGAAAAUGUAAUUAACGUACAAGAAGAACUUAUUCAGUUUACAUCUCAGGCGCCAGAAAAAUUAGCCCAGGAAGCAAACCUGAUACAAGUUAUAGAUAAAGUUGAACGAAACAUAGCUGUUUUAGAAGAAUAUGAUUUUGUUGAUUUAUCAAGAGCUUCCGAUAUGUCGUGCGCUUCGCCCCAGAUAGCUCUUGAGAUAGAAACAGAUGCACUGAUACAAAUGGAUGAUGUAGUGCAAUGCGCUGUCGGUAUUAUUCAAGAUUCAAGUAAUGAAACACCCGUAGCCGACUUGAUGAUGGUAGAAGACUUCUUCAAAAACUGUAAAAAUGAGUUUGCUCUGCUUCGGUGUUUGCUGACUAAAAAGCUGAGCCAUAAGAGGAUCAUACGGCUAUUGCAGGAAUUUAAUGCUUUAAAACAAACUAUCAACGAUUUUAAAGUAAAACAAAAUGAACUCCACCUAGCAGAAGAUAUUAGUAACUCUCUUAAUACAUUUUUUGGCUAUUGCAAUGAAUCCCUGAACAGCGUUAAAGAUUCACUCAUUAUGAUAGUUGAUUCGCAAUCUGAUUUACUUUUCAAGGCACCUAUUACUAAGCUUGAUGCUACAAGAGAGGUUCUGAGUGAAAUUCUUGCAAGCAGUAAAUUUACAUCUUUGGAAGAUGUAGCCCAACGGUUUGUCAAUAUUAUAGAGAUUGCGAAGCCUUGUCUGCAGACAGUCGAAACUGUCAUCCAUGAAGAAAUUAAAUUUAAUGCAACAGUUGUUGAAGAUAAGGCUUUACUGGCGGCGAUGGACGAUGCAGAAACAUUUAUAGAAGAACAAAUACUAACCAAGUCUGAGCUCACAGUAGAAUCUAGAGAAAUAUUACAAAAAAUUUUAGACUGCAUUCAGAAACACCACGAUUAUAAGGAUGCCACAGGCACGGGUAAAACGCUCAUACUCCUUAAGUGUCUCGCUGAGUGUUCUGAUAUUUUGCAAGAAAAUAUGUCGGAGUCCAAACUAGAAACAAAAGAACACAAAUUCGAAGAUACAGCCUUAAAAAAUGUGCUAGCAGAGAUGUUGGCUCCUCUUCAAGCAUUGCAUCAUCAACUCCUGAAUAUACAGGAGCAAGUAUCAACUGGAAUGGAAGAUGAAGUGGUGUCAGUUGAUCUAACCUCAACAGAAUCAUUUGCACAAGCCAUGGGUGAAAUACAACAAGAUAUAAAACAGUUAGAACAGCACGUGUCAGAGGGCACUGUAGUCGAUAGCGCUGAAAAGACAAUGAUAUUGGAACUGGAUAAAGAAAUUCAUACAAUACAAGACAGUAUAAAUUCCAUUGAAAAUGUUACAAGUGAAGAGAAGGAAAAGGUUUCCAAGCCGAUGGCGGAAAUAGAAAAAUCUUUGAAAACGUUGCUGGAGACGGAGAGUAAGGCAGCGGCAAAGGAUAUAAAUUCCAAUAUUGACUCAUUGGAAUGCGCCUUAGAUCGGUUUUUGACUAUUAAUAACGAUCUUACCGACGUAUUAACUUCAAUAACUGGGCUUGACUUCAAAGAAUUAAUUGAUAUUGCACGAAAAAUAAAAUGCAUUGAAUCAAAAGAUGACAAUAAAUUGAUUGAAAAUAAAACUGAGAUCAUAUCCAAAUUGAUAACAAUACUUUCAAAAUUUGAUUGGCUCAAUGAAAGUUCUAAAAAUAACGAUGAUAGAUUGAAAGAUGUAUUUUUGACAACAUACCAACUGUUGAAAUACUUACAAGUAGAUAAUGAACAAUACGAAGCCAAAAAAGAUAAGACUCCUGACUUGCUCCAAAGUGUCGACAAAUGUAUCGAACUCAUUGAAAUUGUUGAAGAAAUAUCAACCAUCAUGAACAUUGAUAAUGUUAAUGAAUCUGCAAAACUUGCUCAUGAAUUACGUGAAAGUGUAGUCAGUAGUCAAGUUGAACAACUGGAUGCCACGAAGGAGCUUAUUGAAGAAAGUAGAGAGAUAAGUAUGCAACAAGCUAUUAUAGCUUUAAAAUUAAAAGACGCGCUCACGUCUAUCCAAGUGCAAGUUAUAGAGAGUACAAAGGAGUUAGAGCCUGAGCUUAAAAAUCAGGUUGUACUGCGAAUCGAGCAAGCUGCUGAACAGUUACAAGAUUUAGUCACACUGGCAGAAGUUCAAGCCGAGGAACCUAAACCAAUCGAAGUUUCUGCCGAAUCAAAUAAAACUGAUACGGAAACAAGGGAAGGUAAAUUUCCAGUCGAACAAAUUGUAACAAAUGUGACUGAAGAUGUAAAAACCGAGACGGCUAUUAUUUCUGAAAUAAAACAAUCAGAUGAAGCUAAAGGAGUUGAAGAAAUGAUUAUGGAACAAGUUGACAAUGAAAAAGCUCGUCAAGUUGAAGAAGAUUCACAGGAAGUAUUAGAAAAGACCCAAGUGGCAGAUGAAAUAGAGGUAUCUCAAAAAUUGGACCCAGCUGAAGAAAUAAAACCAGCACCAGUGAUUGGUGAGAUUUUCGAAAUUAUAACGACAGAACAACUUUCAACAAUUGAAACUUGUGUUUCAAUUAUUAUUGAAGGUAAAACUGACCAACUUGUUACAGAGCCUGAGAAUGGUAAAUUAGUUGAGGAAGAAAAAGAAGCAGCUGCCAUAGAAGAAAAGAAAACGGUGGUAUCUGCAGUUGAACUUGUGCAACGCAUCGAUGAAUAUCUCACUCAGGAUUUGGAACAAACCAAUCUAGCCGGUGACAUAAAUGAAAAAACUAAAAUCGUUAACAUAGCUAACGAAUUGCGUGAAACUCUAAAUAUUGCUGAAAUCAGUGAACAAGUGGAACUAAUGAGAGAACUACAUGAUUUAGUUAUUAAACAAACGGAACAUGUAUCGGCGUCAAUAACUGACGUCAGUGAGCAAUCAUCUAAUAUUACAAUACGUUUAUGUGAAACUUUAGCUAGUGUAAUUGAUUCAUGUCAAAAAGAUAUUGAAAAACAAGAAGAAAUAACAGAGCUAACUAAAGAAGAACUAAGUAAAGAAAUUGGUAAGGAAGUAGAAGAAACUAUUUUAGAAGAAAUAUCUAAAGAUACGACCAAAGAAGAUGUGGUAUGUAAGAAGUCAGUCAUUGAGAGAAUAGAUCAAAGCUCUAUUGAACAAAGCCAACAAAUGGACGUUGAUGAACAUAAAAUCGACGUAACUGUAGUUGAUCAGGAACAUAUAAUCAAAGAAGUUGAGGGAGAGGUAAGACCAGAAAAAGAUCAAAUUACUGAAUCUCACGCAGCUGAAGUAAAUUUGAUGGAGCCACCCACUGAAACAUAUGAGCUUGUUUCACCAGAAUUUGCAUCAGAACAAUUGACUGCAACUGUUGAUUCGGAACAAAAUCAAUUCGAAAGGGCUAGCGCUGGGGAAAAAGUUAUCACUGUUGUAGAUAACAAGGAAGUCAUCCAGCCAGAGCAAUCUGCUGAAAGAAGUACUUCCUUCUUAGAAUUAAAGGAAAUUGCACCUGAAAUAACUGAGGAAAAAGAACAGGUUUUAGCAGAAUCACUGAAACUGGAAACAUCGAUGGACAGCCAAAAAGAACAAAAAGAAAUAACUUCUGUUGAAGACAGCUCCCAAGAACUUGGUGCUAUUUCCACAGUUGAGCCUAUUUCAGAAGUGCAAGAAGCCAUUUCAACUCUUGUGGAAGUCGCAGAUGAUAAAAUAAUAGCUUCUAAAGCUGCAGAAAUUUCAGAAGUUGCUCCCGAUGAAGUGCAUGAUAUGGAAACUAGAGAAGUUAAAAAGCCGCAAACUAUUGAGCCUGUAGAAGUAACGGAAGCGGGACUCGAGAAACCUGAUGUAAUAGAAGCCCGUGAAGUAGAUACAAGAAUUUUGCCAGAACUCCAAGUUGUAGAAGCAACGGAAGAAAUCAUACGAGAUCUGGAUGUAUCUACUGUUGAAGAUAAUCUGGCGCUUGCAACGUCCAUAGAGACACUUGUAACACACUUAGAUGAAUUCAUAGCCGAAAGUUGUAAGACUGUCGAUGUCUUCGUUUUGAAUAAAGAAUUGGAAGAAUCGUUGUCACUGGCAAAAUCAUUGGAACAUGAUCUCAAAGAUAAGCAUCAAAAGGAAGUAGUUAACGAAAUCGGCGAACAACAGAUCAAGUUAACCAUUGAACUAAAGGAGGCCUUGAACCGCAUAGAAAUUGGUGCACUUGAGAAUAUUGGAGAUGGAGUAAAUACAGAGGAAUUAAUUAAAAAAGUAGCAAAAGUUACUGACGUUUUAAGAUCUGACUUGGACGGUAUUAUUAAAAUAUCACAAGUAGCAAUACAAGAUACCGAGACGAAAGGAAAUGAACAAGCCGUGCCUCAUAUUGGAGAAGAAAGUCAAAUACAUAAAGAAUUUGUGGCUGAGUGUGCAUCUGCUGAACAAACCGUUGCAACAACAGAUUAUUCAGUUGAGAAUAUACUAGAACUGACAGUUGACAAUGAUGAACCUGUAGCAGAUGCUUGUGAAACCGAAAUCAAACCUGGAGAAUUACCUGGACCGCCAAAAGAUUCUCAAAGUGAAAUUAUUCCAGAAAAAUCGGCAGAUAUUCAUACAGCUGAAUUACAAAAAGAAAUGGCAAAAGAUUUGGAAACCAAAGAAAUAAUUAAACCUAAUUUCGAAACGUUUAUGCAACACAUUAACGAGUAUGUGUCUGAAAACGUGUCAGACACUUUACAUACAUUAUCAAAUAUUGUACAAAGUGAGGCGAUAACACAAUCCAUAACAAUCGCUAAAGAAGUGCAGGAAAGUUUCCAUAAUAUUGAAAAUAUUCAAGAUUUAGAUAAGAAAACUGUAGAAAAAAUAGAAGUUCUUGAAAAACUGCAAAAUGCAUUACUAGUUUUACAAGUUUACACUAAUGAUGCCACAGAAGAUCUAAUAUCGGAUCUUGGAGAGGGUUUAUCUAAUUUGGCUAAAUUAGCAACACACCUCAGCGAUGAUUUAGAAUCAGUAGUAUCACAAGCCAAAUUAGUUUUAUCUGAAACAACUACAGACAAUUCUACCGCAACGCAUGUAGUUGACAAAAUUUCAGGAGAAACUACAUCUGAAGAUUCUACUGAAAAACAAAUUUCUAAAGAUAUUGAUAAGUUAGAUAGAAAUGACUUAUCGAAACAACUAAAUUCUCAAGAUCAACCCAAAUCGGAACAACGCGUACUCGAAGUCGCCAACAUUUCUGAAAAUGUGCCUACUGCAAGUGAAGCUGAAAGCUUAGAUCAAGUAGCGUCACUAGAAUUAUUAACAACAUCAGUAGGUGAAGCAACAGAAAGACUUGCGGCCAUAUUGACACAAUCAAUCAGGGACGAAGAAUUACAAAAACUCGAAGAUCAAAACGAAAGCCAGCCAAUUGAAAGUAUAGCAUGCGUGAAUGGCACAAAUCUUAGUGCGAUUACUUGUCAAGUCCAGGAAGAAAGUGUAGCCACCGUAAUAAAGACUGAGGAUAUGAAAGAUGAAACAACUGAAACUAAAGUGAAAAUGCCAAUUGAAACACUUUUGCAACACCUCAAUGAAUACACAACCGAAAUCACACACACACUACAAUCUAUACCAAUUGAUACUGAAAUCGUCGAUGGAUCGUUACAUUCGGCAUACGAUUUAAUCAUGAUUAUUUCGGAUAUCGAUGCUGUUGAAGAAGAUCAUGGUAAAUAUUGUGAACUGACUGACAUAAAAUCUGAUCAAGAUAAACAAGCCCCUUCUGUAACAGAACAUAAUGAUCAAGAUAAUGAAAAUAAAGCAACUGUUACAAAUGUUGAAGUAGUAAAACUACAAAAAGACCAAACAGAUGUUUUAGUACAGACUAAAAGUAUUGUUGCAAAUAAUACUGCAGAUAUAACAAAACUUGCUACGAAACUUCAAAUGGCUUUGAGUGUCAUCGAAACAUACGUCCUAGAAAAUAUCGCAGAAAAGGCUGAUUUGCAAAACUUAAGUGCUGUCGUUACAAAUUUAAAGUUGGACUUAGAAAAUCUAAAACUUACAUCUAUUACAAAAGAACAAACAGAUGAAUACGCUACAACUUUGAUUACAAUGGAGGAUAUUAAUAAAGCGUCAGAAUUGUUGUCAGAAGUGAAUAUUAAAUUAGAAAAAAGUGAAAAGGAUAUAGAUACUGAUACUGAUCUUUCCAUUGUUUUGGUUAAAAAAGAUAAACCCAUAUCUGACGUGAAUGUGCAAGAAUGCCUUAGUAUUACAGCUGAAGAAAACACUGAAAGUAAAACUGUAGGAGAUAAAACAUAUUGUGAAGAAGCAGUUACAAACGUUACAAUUGAUUUAGAUUCUGCCGCAGACUUAUUCGAAGAUGCUAUUGUCAUAGAAACUCCUACCCUAUUAGAAUCAAUUGUUGGGAAAAAAGAUGUAACUAUUGAAACGCCUGUGGCAUUGGACACGACUUCAGAUUUAUUUGAAGAUGCUAUUUCUAUGGAAAUACCAACAGUAUUGGAAUCUUCAGUCAAAAAAGAUGAGGUCAUUAUUGAAACUCCAACCAUUUUGGAAUCAGCUACAGAGGUACAAUUUAUGGCUGCUAAAGAUAUGUUAACUAAUGUGUCAGAAACUCCACACCAAACGGAACAAGUUGUAACUGAGACAGCGACAAUUUUAGAAUCUGUCACUAAAAAAGAAGACUUAGAUAUAUCUACAGUAGUUUUAGAGCCUUACAUUGAAACAAAUGCUUGCGUGUUAAGUCCAACAAUCUUGGAAGCUUCAACCGCUAUUUCAGAAGAAAUUACAGCUUUAAUACCCACAGCUACAGAAACUGCGAUUGCUAAAGAUGAGAUUGAAUCCUCUACAGUAUUAGAAGAGCCCGCUGUCUCAGUUGUUACAGAGCAAGUUGCGGCGGAAUCUGUAAACAUCUUACAAACAACUGGUAUUAUAAAAGAAGAGGAAAAAACAGCAGAUUUGGCUACUUUAGAUAUAGUUCACGUAGCUAUUGCAGAAACGCCUGAUAUUUUAGAAACUACUAAGGAUAUUCCCGAGAAAGACCAUUUGGUAGAGUCAACUGUUAUAGAAAAUUCGUUUAAUAAAGAAGAAGCGUUGGUCGAAUUACCUGACGUUAUACAAACUGCUGCUAAUAUCGAGUUACAAGCAGAAAUAAGUACAUGUGAAAUAACCGAAAUGGCCACAGAAUUGUCAGAAAGUUUAUGUACCACAGGACUUACAAAUAUAACAGGCCAAGAACUAUCAGUUAAACAUUCUGAAGAAUUAGUAAUAGAAACGCCCGAUAUUUUAGAAACAACAAUUACAGAAACCCCGCCUAUGGUACAUUCAGAUGUAGAAGAACCUACUAUGGAUAAAGAUAAAGAAACCGUAAUAGAAACAGCUGUUUUAGAAACAACGGAUGAAUUGGUAGAUAACGUGUCGUUAAUAGAGACGCCCAAUACCACGGAAAGCAGUUUAGUUACAGAACCGACUAUAGUAGAUACACCUACUGUAUUAGAAUCAGUAAGUGAUUUGCAAAAAUUGGACGUGAUAGAAACAACUGAUGCUGUUGAAGCAAGCUCCGAUUUGAAUCAGGCUACUAUUACAGAAACCCCUACUAUGGUACAUUCGGAUGUAGCAGAACCUACUAUGGAUUCAGAUAAAGAAACUCUAAUAGAAACAGCUCUUUUAGACACAACGGAUGAAUUGGUGGAUAACGUAUCGUUGAUGGAGACGCCCAAUACCACGGAAAGCAGUUUAGUUACAGAACCGACUAUAGUAGAUACACCUACUGUAUUAGAAUCUGUAAGUGAUUUGGAAAAAUUGGACGUGACAGAAACAACUGAUGCUGUUGAAGCAAGCUCCGAUUUAAAUCAGGCUACUAUUACAGAAACCCCUACUAUGGUACAUUCGGAUGUAGCAGAACCUACAAUGGAUACAGAUAAAGAAACCGUAAUAGAAACAGCUGUUUUAGAAACAAAGGAUGAAUUGGUAGAUAACGUGUCGUUAAUAGAGACGCCCAAUACCACGGAAAGCAGUUUAGUUACAGAACCGACUAUAGUAGAUACACCUACUGUAUUAGAAUCUGUAAGUGAUUUGGAAAAAUUGGACGUGACAGAAACAACUGAUGCUGUUGAAGUAAGCUCCGAUUUAAAUCAGGCUACUAUUACAGAAACCUCUACUAUGGUACAUUCGGAUGUAGUAGAACCUACUAUGGAUUCAGAUAAAGUAACCGUAGUAGAAACAGCUGUUUUAGAAACAAAGGAUGAAUUGGUAGAUAACGUGUCGUUAAUAGAGACGCCCAAUACCACGGAAAGCAGUUUAGUUACAGAACCGACUAUAGUAGAUACACCUACUGUAUUAGAAUCUGUAAGUGAUUUGGAAAAAUUGGACGUGACUGAAACAACUGAUGCUGUUGAAGCAAGCUCCGCCUUGAAUCAGGCUACUAUUACAGAAACCCCGACUAAGGUACAUUUAGAUGUAGCAGAACCUACUAUGGAUACAGAUAAAGAAACCUUAAUAGAAACAUCUGUUUUAGAAACAACGGAUGAAUUGGUGGAUAACGUGUCGUUGAUGGAGACGCUCAAUACCACGGAAAGCAGCUUAAUUACAGAACCGACUAUAGUAGAUACACCUACUGUAUUAGAAUCAGUAAGUGAUUUGGAAAAAUUGGACGCGACAGAAACAACUGAUGCUGUUGAAGCAAGCUCCGAUUUGAAUCAGGCUACUAUUACAGAAACCCCUACUAUGGUACAUUCGGAUGUAGCAGAACCUACUAUGGAUUCAGAUAAAGUAACCGUAGUAGAAACAUCUGUUUUAGAAACAACGGAUGAAUUGGUGGAUAACGUGCCGUUGAUGGAGACGCUCAAUACCACGGAAAGCAGCUUAAUUACAGAACCGACUAUAGUAGAUACACCUACUGUAUUAGAAUCUGUAAGUGAUUUGGAAAAAUUGGACGUGACAGAAACAACUGAUGCUGUUGAAGCAAGCUCCGAUUUAAAUCAGGCUACUAUUACAGAAACCUCUACUAUGGUACAUUCGGAUGUAGUAGAACCUACUAUGGAUUCAGAUAAAGUAACCGUAGUAGAAACAGCUGUUUUAGAAACAAAGGAUGAAUUGGUAGAUAACGUGUCGUUAAUAGAGACGCCCAAUACCACGAAAAGCAGUUUAGUUACAGAACCGACUAUAGUAGAUACACCUACUGUAUUAGAAUCUGUAAGUGAUUUGGAAAAAUUGGACGUGACUGAAACAACUGAUGCUGUUGAAGCAAGCUCCGACUUGAAUCAGGCUACUAUUACAGAAACCCCGACUAAGGUACAUUUAGAUGUAGCAGAACCUACUAUGGAUACAGAUAAAGAAACCUUAAUAGAAACAUCUGUUUUAGAAACAACGGAUGAAUUGGUGGAUAACGUGUCGUUGAUGGAGACGCUCAAUACCACGGAAAGCAGCUUAAUUACAGAACCGACUAUAGUAGAUACACCUACUGUAUUAGAAUCUGUAAGUGAUUUGGAAAAAAUGGACGUGACUGAAACAACUGAUGCUGUUGAAGCAAGCUCCGACUUGAAUCAGGCUACUAUUACAGAAACCCCGACUAAGGUACAUUUAGAUGUAGCAGAACCUACUAUGGAUACAGAUAAAGAAACCUUAAUAGAAACAUCUGUUUUAGAAACAACGGAUGAAUUGGUGGAUAACGUGUCGUUGAUGGAGACGCUCAAUACCACGGAAAGCAGCUUAAUUACAGAACCGACUAUAGUAGAUACACCUACUGUAUUAGAAUCUGUAAGUGAUUUGGAAAAAAUGGACGUGACUGAAACAACUGAUGCUGUUGAAGCAAGCUACGAUUUGAAUCAGGCUACUAUUACAGAAACCUCGACUAUGGUACAUUCAGAUGUGGUAGAACCUACAGUGGAUACAGAUAAAGUAACCGUAAUAGAAACAGCUGUUUUAGAAACAACGGAUGAAUUAUUGGAUAACGUGUCGUUGAUGGAGUCGCCCAAUGCCACGGAAAUCAGUUUAGUUACAGAAACGACUAUAGUAGAUACACCUACUGUAUUAGAAUCAGUAAGUGAUUUGGAAAAAUUGGACGCGACAGAAACAACUAAUGCUGUUGAAGCAAGCUCCGAUUUGAAUCAGGCUACUAUUACAGAAACCCCUACUAUGGUACAUUCGGAUGUAGCAGAACCUACUAUGGAUUCAGAUAAAGUAACCGUAGUAGAAACAGCUGUUUUAGAAACAACGGAUGAAUUGGUAGAUAACGUGUCGUUAAUAGAGACGCCCAAUACCACGGAAAGCAGUUUAGUUACAGAACCGACUAUAGUAGAUACACCUACUGUAUUAGAAUCUGUAAGUGAUUUGGAAAAAUUGGACGUGACUGAAACAACUGAUGCUGUUGAAGCAAGCUCCGAUUUGAAUCAGGCUACUAUUACAGAAACCCCUACUAUGGUACAUUCGGAUGUAGCAGAACCUACUAUGGAUUCAGAUAAAGUAACCGUAGUAGAAACAGCUGUUUUAGAAACAACGGAUGAAUUGGUAGAUAACGUGUCGUUGAUAGAGACGCUCAAUACCACGGAAAGCAGCUUAAUUGCAGAGCCGACUAUAGUAGAUACACCUACUGUAUUAGAAUCUGUAAGUGAUUUGCAAAAAUUGGACGUGACAGAAACAAUUGAUGCUGUUGAAGCAAGCUCCGAUUUGAAUCAAGCUACUAUUACAGAAACCCCUACUAUGGUACAUUCCGAUGUAUCAGAACCUACUAUGGACACAGAUAAAGUAACCGUAAUAGAAACAGCUGCUUUAGAAACAACGGAUGAAUUGGUAGAUAACGUGUCGUUGAUGGAGACGCUCAAUACCACGGAAAGCAGCUUAAUUACAGAACCGACUAUAGUAGAUACACCUACUGUAUUAGAAUCUGUAAGUGAUUUGGAAAAAAUGGACGUGACUGAAACAACUGAUGCUGUUGAAGCAAGCUCCGAUUUGAAUCAGGCUACUAUUACAGAAACUUCGACUAUGGUACAUUCAGAUGUAGCAGAACCUUCUAUGGAUACAGAUAAAGUAACCGUAAUAGAAACAGCUGUUUUAGAAACAACGGAUGAAUUAUUGGAUAACGUGUCGUUGAUGGAGACGCCCAAUGCCACGGAAAUCAGUUUAGUUACAGAAACAACUAUAGUAGAUACACCUACUGUAUUAGAAUCUGUAAGUGAUUUGGAAAAAUUGGACGCGACAGAAACAACUGAUGCUGUUGAAGCAAGCUCCGAUUUGAAUCAGGCUACUAUUACAGAAAUCUCGACUAUGGUACAUUCAGAUGUAGCAGAACCUACAAUGGAUACAGACAAAGAAACCGUAAUAGAAACAGCUGCUCUAGAAACAACGGAUGAAUUGGUAGAUGACGUGUCGUUGAUAGAGACGCCCAAUACCACGGAAAGCAGUUUCAUUACAGAGCCGACUAUAGUAGAUACACCUACUGUAUUAGAAUCUGUAAGUGAUUUGGAAAAAUUGGACGUGACUGAAACAACUGAUGCUGUUGAAGCAAGCUACGAUUUGAAUCAGGCUACUAUUACAGAAACCCCUACUAUGGUACAUUCAGAUGUAGCAGAACCUUCUAUGGACACAGAUAAAGAAACCGUAAUAGAAACAGCUGUUUUAGAAACAACGGAUGAAUUGGUAGAUAACGUGUCGUUGAUAGAGACGCCCAAUACCACGGAAAGCAGCUUAAUUGCAGAGCCGACUAUAGUAGAUACACCUACUGUAUUAGAAUCUGUAAGUGAUUUGCAAAAAUUGGACGUGACAGAAACAACUGAUGCUGUUGAAGCAAGCUCCGAUUUGAAUCAAGCUACUAUUACAGAAACCCCUACUAUGGUACAUUCCGAUGUAUCAGAACCUACUAUGGAUACAGAUAAAGUAACCGUAAUAGAAACAGCUGCUUUAGAAACAACGGAUGAAUUGGUAGAUAACGUGUCGUUGAUAGAGCCGCCCAAUACCACGGAAAGCAGUUUAAUUACAGAGCCGACUAUAGUAGAUACACCUACUGUAUUAGAAUCUGUAAGUGAUUUGGAAAAAUUGGACGUGACUGAAACAACUGAUGCUGUUGAAGCAAGCUCCGAUUUGAAUCAGGCUACUAUUACAGAAACCCCAACUAUGGUACAUUCAGAUGUAGCAGAACCUUCUAUGGAUACAGAUAAAGUAACCGUAAUAGAAACAGCUGUUUUAGAAACAACGGAUGAAUUAUUGGAUAACGUGUCGUUGAUGGAGACGCCCAAUACCACGGAAAGCAGUUUAGUUACAGAACAGACCACAGCAGAUACAUCCACUGUAUUAGAAUCUGUAAGUGAUUUGGAAACAUUGGAUAUUACUAAAACUACUGAUGCUAUUGAAGUAAACACUGCUUUGAUGCAGGCUACUAUUACAGAAACUCCGACGAUGGUACAUUCAGUUGUAGAAGAACUAGUGAAUGAUGGCGAAUUAUCUGAUGUCAAACAAACUGUUCAGGAUUCAAUUCAAGAAGCCGCCGAAAAAGUAUCUGAAAUUACGGAAACAUCAACAAAUCUUCAAGAAAAACUUUCAGUAAUCGAACCACCAACUCUGAUGGACAUACCUUCUGAUGCAGAACAAGUAUUAACAACCUCAGUUCCCAUUUUACAGUCUCCUAUAGUAACCAACGAAAUUGUUAUGGAGAUUCCAGAAGUCUUGGAAACAACAUCUAAUAUGCCAGAAAAUGUUGUUUUAGUUGAAUCCCAAAGUGUUACUGAUGACAAUAUCAAAAUGGAACAGAUUAUUGUUGAAUCACCCACUAUUUUACAAUCAGUUACUGAUAUGGAAAAAAAUGCUUUAUUAGAACUACCUAAUGUGGUAGAAACAUCACUUGAUUUGAUAGAAAAUGUCUCUAUCAAUGAAACUCCUUCUAUCUUAGAUCCUGUCUUAGGCAAUGAAUUGACAGAUGAAGAUAUAUGUGAUAUCAAACAAUCUGUUACUAAUUUGAUACAAGAAGCUGUUGAGCAAGCAUGUCAUAUUACAGAAACGGCAACGGAUGUACUACAAAAAGUUUCUGAAGAGACAUCGGCUGUGAUAGACUCCACACCUGUUUUGAAAUCUCCUAUAGAGUCGGAGUAUAUAGUUGCACCGGAAACUCUAGAUGUUCUAGAAACAACUAUGAGUCUGGUAGAAAAUGUGACUGAAGUUGAAGCCCAGACUCUUGUAGCUAGCAACAUAAACGAAAAGCAAAUUGUAGUUGAAUCACCCACUGUAUUACAAUCCACAACGGAUAUAGAAAAAUUUGAUGAUAUAGAAGCAUCUAACGCCAUAAUUACGUCAACAGAUACGUUUGAAAAGGUGUCUAUUAAGAAAACACUAUCCGUCUUAGAACCUAUCGAAGAACAAUUAGUGCUAGAUUUAGAUAUCCCUGAAACGGCAGUAGUCACAGGAGAGAGUCUUGACAAACAACAAGCUGACAGCGAGACUAAAAUUGAUGCCAAUGAUACUUCGAAUGUAGAUACUAGUAGCGCGGCUGCGGCAAAAGUUACUGAGGAACCAUUAGAAUCAGUAACCAACUCACAACCAAUAACAGACACUUUGAAAACCGGUGAUUUUCAACAGGAAUUAACUGUACCGGUUGAAAUCAGUGAAACUAGGUCAGAAGAGGAUAUCCAAAAACCAAUUGAAACGGCCACUCUUGUUCAACACAUAGACGAGCUAACUUCAGCUUCUAUUGCUGAAACCGUCGAGGUUUUAUCGAAAGUCAUUGAUGUCAGUGAACUCAAAGAGUCAAUAGCGGUUGCGAAUGAAUUAAAAGACAGUUUCAUUGAAGUUGAGAAAGUUAAAACGGAAGAAGUGUCAAUAGAACAGGCUAAAUUGGUCGAAAAACUUCAAGGAGCAUUAGAAGCUUUUCAAGCUAUUGUUGUAGAAAAUACUGAGAAUAUUGUUCAAAAUCUGGAUGUAAAUGAAUGGGCCAAAAUAAGCGAAGUUGUAACACAUUUACAAGAUGAUUUGGUUAGAGCAACUAUUACAGAACCAACGACAGAAUUGGCAGGAGAAUCAAUGCACCACCUCGAAACUUUGCUCCAAGAGGUCACCGACAAGAUCGGAACCACGGAGCGAUCUUCAGACGACACAGAAUCAUUACGUGAUAAUCUCGACGAGAUCCAAACCGUUAUCAUUAAGCUGAAGAGAGAUUACGAUGGUGCAUCAAAUGACACGCUCAAUGAAACUCUAGAGGACUUAGAGUGCAGUGUGAGGAGUGUCCAACUGCAGAUCACUGAGGACAGUCCACCAGAGCUGUUGCAAGAAGCUUGUGCAACAUUACAAUUGUUGGUUAAUAACAUGAGUGCUACAGAGGAUAUCACAGGUACCGUAGUAAAGGAAGUAAAAACAGACAGCUUACUAGAAAAAUGUUCCGAUGAAACUGAGGCAACGGUAAAGUUACUAAACAUUGCAAUUGCAACUAAAGGAGAUUUGUCAAAAAUAGUGGAAAAUCUUAAUGUUCUUAGAGAUAUCAUGCAACUUCUCAGAAACAAUUUCCUCAAAGACGCAGACACUUUAAUCGACAAAGGCGUUGAAGUCAUUCAAAGUUUAGAUCAGGUAGAAGAGAAAGUGUUUGCUUUAGAAAAAGAUAUUGUAGAAAUACCAGAAACGGUAAAAGAAAGUAUAUUUAAUGCGGUACAUUCUGUAUAUGGCAGUAUAUCUAACAUGAGGAGUACUGUUCAAAGUAUACAGAAGAGAUACAUGUAUGAUAACUACGGAAAACCAUCCGAAAGUAUAUUGAAAGCACUCAAAAAUGUACAAAAUAAGAAUUACAAUAACUUUUCAAAGUCCCUUCGAAAAGUUUUGAAUCACUUUGAAGAUAUCAAGUUUUAUAUUAACUUGGAUAAAACUGCAAGAUUACCGAGUGAUGCUGCAUUUACAAAAAUUAUUCUUAAUGAAUUAAAAUUAACUAUUAAUGAAAAUGUUAAACCACAUUCCAUAUCCAGUCCAGAGGUUGCUAGAACUUACUUAGCAGCUAUUAAAGGCAUAGAAUCUAAUCUUAAUAAGAUAGAGUCCUUGACUACUUUAGAAGUAAAACAAAAGAUACCAAUUUUCAAAGAAAUAGCAACAUUUUUACUAAAAAUGACUGAUGCAAUCGCUAAAUUUUCUAAAAUAGAAGAUAGCGCAGAAGUUAAGCCUGAUGUUGAAACUCACGAAAAAGUUGAAGUGACACAAUCAAAUGACCUAGAAGAUAAUAAAUUGGCUGACACUGUGCAAUUAUUAGAAAGUACUACAGAAGAAUUAAAGGUUAUAGAUCAGCAAAUAGAUCAUUCGGCAAUUAGCAGUGAAGCAGAAAUUCUAGUAAGUGAAACAACUGACUCCUCGAGUCAAUUGAAAAUUACUACAGAAAUAGUCGCCGAAGCAAAGACAGAUACCAUAACAACAGAUAAAAUAACAACGGAGGAAAGUAUCAAUGAAAGCCUCAAAGAGAUUUCAAAAGACAACGUACAGGAAGAUACUGCGGCUCUGGCAAGUAAAGGCGAAGAACCUCAAAAAGCUGAUCUUUCUUUAAAACCAGAGUUUACAACAGUUGAGCCUCAGCCAAGUACAUCAAAACAGGAAGACACGGACCGUAAAGAAGAACAAAAUGAACAACAGCAACCGGCUGCUAGUUUAGAACCAAGUGAAAAUAAAACUCAAGAAGACAGUCUUAAGGCGGAUGCAAGCAUAAUAAAAGACCACAUGGAAGAGAUACCGAAACAAGAAGAUAAGGACAUCAAAGAAGAACAAAGGACAGAUGUGUUAGAAAGGAAAGAAGGAGAACCAAAAGCAGAAACACAAAUACCGGCAAUAUCUAAAAAGCUUAAAAGUUUAAAGCCAAAAAAAGACGAAGAAACGCAAACAGAUGAUGAAGAAGAGGUCAUUAAAGAUUUAACCAAGAAAACCCAAGAGACAAAAAUACAAGAGCUGAAAACAGAUCAAGAUAUCGAAAAAGCUCUGUCUGAAAUAGCACCUGACGCCGAGCUUCAGGUAAGCAUCUUAGAUAAAUCGAAAGAAACAGAAAUCUCUAUAAAGAAGGAACAAGAGGAUAGUAAAGAUUUCCUUCAAGAACAAAAACCAAUCACAGAAAAGGAGGAGGUUGUAGUAAAGCAAAAGAACGAACAAGAAGAAAAAGACAAUAAGGUGGAAUUAUUACAAAAAGAUAAAUUUCCAGCUCAGGAAGAACAAGAAAAACAACAGGAUAAGGAAGAAACAGAGAAGAAAGUUGACAUUGUAGCUCAACAAGAAGUAAAUGAUAGUGAGCCUAAGGAAACACUAGAAAAGAAAGCUGAAGAAGAACAAAAAGAGCCUAAUCUUAAGGAAGACCAACAAAACAAAGAGUUUGAGCUUAAAACAGAGCAGUUUGAAGAGACACUUCUACCAGCAGAGGUAGUAAAAGAAACAAUUUCUAAAGAAGACUCUAAAACAGAAGAAAAGAAAACCAUGCACGAAGAAAUUAGAGAAACGGACACUAAGAUAGAACAGGAAAACAAAGAUGCUUUGGAUGAAUUAAAUAAAGUCGAUGAUGCUAAACCUAAAGAAGCGAAAGAUCAGCAACCUGAAGAACAAGUUGAUAAGGUUGACCUUGACAAAAAACAAGAUGAGAAAGAAGCAAAAUUAAAACAAAUAGAAGAAGCAAAAGAAGCUCUGCUCCAGAAACAAGAAGAAGAAAAAGAAGCUAAACUUAAGGCAAAACAAGAAAAGAAAGAAGCUAAGCUUAAAAAAAUACAGGAAGACAAAGAGGCUAAGCUUAAAAAAGAGCAGGAAGAAAAAGACGCUAAAAUGAAACAAGAACAAGAUGAGAUUGAAGCGCGGCUAAAACGAGAGCAAGAUGAAAAGGAAGCAAAACUUAGCGCUGAAGAAGAAAAACAAAAGCAGGCAACACUUGAGAAAGAACUAGAGAAAAUGGAUGCUUUAGUUAAACAAGAAGAAAAGGAUGCUCACCCUACAGAAGAGCAAGGGGAAAAUAAAGAGAGCCUCAGGCAAGAGCAAGAAAACAAAGAAGCUGGUCUAAAACAAAAACAAGAGAGAGAUGAAAAGACUGAAUUACGAAAAGAUAAACUUGAGGAAAAGCAAGAGGAACAUGAGGCUAGUCCAAAACAGAUCCAGCAUGAGCAUGUAACUGACCUUAAGUCCGAAGAAGAAAAAAGAUCAGAAGAGGCUAAGCUGAAGAAAGAACACGAAGAAAAGAUUAAAAUUGAACAAGAAAGUAAUGAAACUUCUGUUCAAAAUGAAAUGGUGGACCAGAAAGAAAAACUCCAAAUAGAAGAAGAGAUAAAAGACGACAAACUCAAAAAACAACAGGAGGAAAAAGAUUCCGUGGUUAAAACAGAGGAAGAAACAACUGAAGCUGCUGUCAAAGAAGACAUGAAGGAGCAAAAAGCCGACCUUAAACUUAAAGAAAAAGAAAAGGAGGCUAACCUCAAAAGAGAACAGGAAGAAAACGCCAAAAUUGAACAAGAAAAAAAUGAGGCUGUUGUCAGGAAAGAAAAGGAAGAACAAGAAGCUAAGCUUAAAGUGGAGGAAGAAAAAAAAGAACAAAAGAAAAAAGAUGCCAAGGUUAAAGCGGAAGAAGAAGAAAAUCUGAAAAAAGACUUAGAAAAACAUGAUGCUAAACCUGAAGAAGACCAACUUAAGGAAGAAGCUGCUCUUAAGAACGAAGGGAUGGUAGAAAGUCAGCUUGAAGAAGUAAAAGAAGAAUCACUUAAUAAAGAAACACGGGAGAAAAUGCCUGGGCUCAAAGAAGACCAAAAGAUAAAACAUGAAGAGCACAAGCAGGUAGGAAAGGAGGAGAAAGAGUCUAUCCUUGAACAGCAGGAUGAUUCUGAGCGUGAAACAGCCCAGGAUAAUAAAGAAGCCAAAGUUGAGGAUCAAGUACAUAAAGACACAUUGCUUCAGGAAAAACAAGAAGAUAUAGAAAAUAAGUCAGAACAAAAUGAAAUAAGAAAGAAAGAAGCUGAACUUAAAACACAGGUAAAAGAGAAGGAAAUCAUGCCUGAAACGGAUCAAGAGAAAAAAGAUGCUAAAUCGAAGCAAGAAGAAAAAGAGGCGCAGCUUAAGAAAGAUCAGGAGGAAAACGACGCUAAUCUUAGGGCUGAAGAAGAAAAAAAACAGGCUAGAAAAGAACACGAGGAAAGUGAGUUUAAACUAAAGAAAGAACAGGAAGAGAAAGAGAAAGAGGUUCAGAUCAAGAAAGAACAAGAGGAAAGAGAAGCUCAACUUAAGAAAGAACAAGAAGAACAAGAAAUAAAACUGAAACAAAUACAAGAAGCCAAGGAGGCUAUACUUAAGCAACAAGAAGAAGAAAAAGAAGCUAAACUUAAGGCAAAAAAAGAGAAGAAAGAAGCCAAACUUAAAAAAAUACAAGAAGAAAAAGAAGCUAAGCUCAAAAAGGAACAGGAAGAAAAAGAUGCUAAACAACAACAAGAACAAGAAGAGAAAGAAGCUCAGCUCAAGAAAGAACAAGAAGAGAAAGAGGCAGUUAUUAAAGAACAGCAACAAAAAGAAGCUAAUCUUAAGAAAGAACGAGAGGAGAAAGAAGCUAAGCUUAAAGCAGAACAAGAAGAAAAAGAGGUGAAGCUUAGGAAAGAACAAGAUGAAAAGGACAUUAAACUUAAGUUGGAGGAAGAAAAGAAAACAGCUUCUCUUAAGAAAGAACGAGAGGAGAAAGAAGCUAAGCUUAAAGCAGAACAAGAAGAAAAAGAGGUGAAGCUUAGGAAAGAACAAGAUGAAAAGGACACUAAACUUAAGUUGGAGGAAGAAAAGAAAACAGCUUCUCUUAAGAAAGAACAAGAGGAGAAAGAAGCUAAGCUUAAAUCAGAAAAAGAAGAGAAUGAGGCCAGACUUAAAAAAGAACAAGAUGAAAAGGAAGCGAAACUUAAGAUCGAGGAAGAAAAGAAAGAAGAUACUCUUAAAGCAGAAAAAGAAGAAAAGGAUGCUCAGUUCAAGAAGGAACAGGCAGACAAGAAUGCUAAACUUAAAGCGGAGGAAGAAAAGAAAGAAGCUUCUCUUAAGAAAGAACAAGAGGAAAAGAAAGCUAAGCUUAAAGCAGAAAAAGAAGAAAAUGACGCUAAGCUCAAAAAAGAACAAGCGGAACUAGAUGGUAAAGUUAAAGUAGAGGAAGAAAAGAAAAAAGCUGCUCUUAAGAAAGAAAAGGAGGAGAGAGAAGCAGAACAAACACAGAAAGAGGCUCAGCUUAAAAAGGAAAAGGAAGAAAAUGAUGCUAAACUUAAGAAAGAACAAGAAGAAGAGGAUGCAAAACAGAAGGCAAAACUAGAACGAAAGAAAGCUAAGCUUGAAAAAAUACAAAAAGAUAAAGAGGCAAAGCUUAAGAAGGAACAAGAAGAAAAGGAUGCUAAGCUCAAACAAGAACAAGAUGAGAGGGAGGUUCAGCUUAAGAAAGAACGAGACGAAAAUGAAGCUCUACUUAAGUCGGAACAAGAAGUGAAAACGCUUAAGAAAGACAAAGAGGAACAAGACGGCAAGGUAAUAAAAGAAGAAAAGGAGAAAACUAAAGUCGAAAAAGAAAAGAGAAGUUCGGAGGAAAUAGAGGACCAAAAAUUAGUAAAAAAAUCUGAAGCAGAAAAACUUGAAGAAAAACGCAAGGAUAAGAAAAGUGAAGAAAUGGAUGAAGAUCAUACAAAAAAAGCUUCUAAAACGGCCCAAGAGGAGAUUGAUGAGACAUCCAAAAUAGAAAAAGAUAAAAAUAAUAGAAAACAGAGUGCUUCCAAAGAUGACGAAAAACCGAUGCUCUCGGACACGUACAAGACAAAAGAUGAAAAGUUGAAAAUAGGUGAAAGGGAACUUGAUAUUCAAAGGAAAAGACGGACUUCAAUCGACAAGGAUUAUGGAGAGAUUAGAACCAGAGACACUCGUCGUGAAAAUGGGGAUAUGUAUAGAGAAUCACAGAGAGAUGACAUUAGCUCGUACAGAGAGAGGAAUGUAGACAGUAGGGUUAAAUCAGACUCACAUCAACAAAGACAUGAUGAAAAGCGUACAUUUGUAGACUACAGCGGCAAAGACUAUACCUCAGAAACUCACUUACAAUAUCACAGAGAUGAUGAGAAACGUAGAUUCGUCGAUCACAGUUCUAGAGACUACACCUCCGAGUUUGCAAGACCGUCUAACUAUAGAGAAAAAACCUAUGUACCUGACAAUUUCCAUGUCGACACAAUUGGUAAAGGGAUGACUAUAUACAAAGCACAAACUUUGGUGUUAGAUGCAGAACUGCGUUCAGGACCGCUUCCAGAUUUGCGUUCAUCUGUACCCCGUCUUGAUUCUCGAAGAAGUGAACCUACAGAGAGAAGAACAGACUUGAGACACAAGACGAAAGCGGUUAGUGAAGCAAGAAGUGUUUUAUCAGAGAAACGCUCAAGCAUGCCUCGGGAUGUGAGAAGGAAGCCAGUCUUUUCUACUUAUUUGACUGACAGAACUGCCGUGGAAGGGUCUAGAGUGAAACUAACAUGUAGCGUACUUUCGUCCGCUGAACCUACCAUCACUUGGUACAAAAAUGGCGUGUUGAUCGACAAUAAACUAAAAUAUAGAACCAAGUUCAUAGAUGGUCUUGUUACGUUGGAAGUCAUGAAUGCAGUACCAGCGGAUUCGGCUGAAUAUAACUGUACGGUGGAGAACGAAAAUGGAUGCGUUAGCAGUACGGCUACUUUGAAAGUGUAUCCUAGUUUUGAGGCGUCGCCGAUACCACCGACCUUCACAAGAUCAAUCAGAGAUACUUACCACCUCGCUGAAAACGAGCUAGUACUCGAAUGCCGCAUCCGCGGUCAACCACUCCCCACCAUAACCUGGCUGAAAGACGACCGACCAAUCACCGACGACCGUUAUCAGGCCUACUACCUCGCCGAUGGAGUCUGCCGGAUAGCCAUAAGUCGUCCGGUACCGGAGGAUAGCGGGAAAUAUACCUGUAAGGCGGAGAAUUCUGUCUGGUGCGAUCAGAUUACGCAUGUCGUUAGUUUUUCUGGUAAAGAGACACGUCUGCACCCCAACAUCCAGACGAUCGAGCGCUCCCGGUUCGCACGCCAAGCUAUGGAGUCGCGUCGCCCCCACUUCACCAACGUACUCACCGACUAUAAGGUCGCUCGAGGGGGCACGAUAGGACUCCAAGUAGAGAUCCGAGGAUGCCCCACAAGAGUCGAAUGGCUAAGAGAAGGAAAAUCUGUCACUGAUGUGUAUAGAAACGCUAAAACUUAUGUGGAACAAGGAUUGUAUACGCUAGCGUUGUCCGAUGUCACCGAAAAGGAGUCGGGUCUAUAUACGUGCCGAGCGUGGAGUAUGCAUGGGAAUGUGGAUAUGAACGCAGCGAUAACGGUGGUCCAUCCGGAAUUAGAUGGAAAACCGGCUAUAAUAGUUGGGAGACCUGAAAAGGAUGUGUUGAUAUCGGUGGGGGAGGAUUUGAAUAUUUCUUUUAGGGUGCAAGGGGAACCGAAGCCUAGAGUUGUCUUCAUGAAAGGCACCCGCGACAUCACCAACAGCCAACGCGUCUGCAAAAUGACAUCCGAUGACUACGUCAAGUUCACCGUCAAGAGAUCCGUCGUAUCGGACGCUGGCACGUAUUGCAUAUUCGCGAGGAACGCGUACGGGUGCGAUCGCGCGUUCGUCACGGUUGUGGUGCGACAGAGAGCGUCAUCAGAGAACCUAAUUUCAGACUGGACGUAUCCUUUGGAUGACUCCGCUAUUUCUUACGGCAGUCGAAAUUAUGACACCGUGCCGCGUAUACCGAGCGAGCCGAGUGUCGUGGACGGUGGAAACAACUGGGUGUCGCUAGCCUGGCCGAAGCCGGACACGACCACCCCUGUCCUUGCUUAUAAAGUUGAGAGCUGGUUGCUUGGCAAAGAAGGAGGCGCGCGCUGGACCGAGCUGGGAAUAACCCCAAGAAAUUGCUUCGACGUGUUCAACUUAAAGCAAGGAGAACAGUACCACUUUAGAGUGACUUUAAGGAACCGCUACGGCUGGGGUGAAUCCGUCCAAACUUCGACACCUAUAGGCGUCGGUCUGACUGGCGACCGUCCCGAGUUCGUAGACAUACUACCAGGACAAUUGAAAGUCCUCAUUGGAACGACGGCAAACUUGAGUUGUAGCGUCAAAGGCAAGCCUGUGCCUGAGGUCGUUUGGAUGAGGAAUGGUCAGGAGAUCGAAGACGAGCGAAUGAGGGCUUCCUACAACGGGUACGAGUGUAGGCUGGUGAUCAGUGAUAUCCGGGAGGAGGAUGAGGCCCGGUACAGCUGUGAGGCCAGCAACGACCACGGGCGGGCGUCCUCGUAUGCUCGGCUCUCGGUCGUUACGGAUCCACUUUUGUGGGAAGCUGAUGCCAAGCUGAAAAGAGAACGCUCUUCCGACGUGGCCGGCGACUAUCCUCCCCAGUUCACGAUGCGGCUCCGUGACCGGCGCGUGCAGACGACGUAUCCGGUCCGACUCACGUGUCAGGUCGUCGGGUGUCCGACGCCGAGCGUCACCUGGUAUAAGGACGGCGAGGAGGUGUUCAAAGACAAUCGCCAUACGCACUUCAAAGACGAGCUAUUCCACACACUAGAAAUCGCGCCGUGCACGCUAGAGGACGGCGGCGUGUACUCGUGCACGGCACGGAACUCGAGCGGUGCGGUGUCGUGUCGGUGCAGUCUCGUGGUCGAUAAGGGGAUCCGUGCGUACGUGGCGCCUGAGCUGUGCUGCGGCUUGGAGCCGCUUUAUAGGCUCCGAGAAGGUGAUGAACUGCGAAUAACAGCCGUAGUAGAAGCGUAUCCAUCAGUCGGUGUGACCUGGUACCGGGACGGCAUCCGUCUCCGUCCCUCCCGCCGGGCGGUCAUGACGCUAGACAGGGACGGACAGAUAGAGCUGGCUCUGGCGUCUGUGACGGCGCGGGACGCGGGGGUAUACACGUGCACAGCGGCCAACGAGGUUGGGAGUGCGUCCACAUCUGGGAAGGUGGAGGUCAUAGAGGGACCAGUGGUUGAGAAGAGGGCACCGCCGACACUCGUUGGUCCUGACGUUCCGUAUUCCAAAGAGCCCAUGUUCAUCCGGAAGCCGAGGUCCAGCGAGGCCUAUGAGGGCGACACCGUCAUCAUAGAGUGCGAGGUCACUGGUGACCCCAAACCGGACGUCUACUGGCUGCGAGACUUCCUCAAGCCCGAUUACUACCGCGACGCGAGCCACUUCAAACGAGUAGGCGCCGGCCCAGAGUACAGAUUCGAGAUUCCUCACGCCAAACUAGAUUACACUGGCGCGUACUCUGUCGUCGCUAGGAACGUCCACGGGGAAGCUAAGGCUAUUAUUUCUCUGCAAAUCUUGGCUAAAGAUCUCACGUCAGGGGACGAUUCUCACAAUGUCAGAUAUGGCCGUGUGGACGUCAUACCCCGUUUCGAGCGGAACCUCAACGAUUUGUUGAGCUACGAUGGUGACGCUGUUGAGUUUGAGUGUCGAGUUAGCGGGCAUCCUGAGCCUGACAUCAGAUGGUACCACUACGCUGAGUUGAUCCGCGACUGCCCCUACCUGGAGUGCACGUUCGAAUCCGGCGCCGCCAGACUGAAGAUCAAACAAGUAACGGCGGAUGACGAAGGCACUUACACUUGCGAGGCCUAUAAUAACCUUGGCAAGGCCUCUACCAGCGCUUGUCUAGUCGUGUACCCGCCCGGCGAGCCGAACACGCUAUCGGCGCGCCUGCGCCGGCCGCUCUCCGCCGCCUCCACCCCCCGGUCCACACCCCGCUCCACCCCCGCGCGCUCGCUCUCGAGGACCACUACCCCCGCACCCGACAUGAAGCGCCUAUCCAGCCCGUCGCGCCAAACGGCGCCCAGUUUCUACACAUAUCCCUUCAACAAGGUCGUCGAAGAGGGUGAAACGGUCGUCUUCCAGUGCGCGGUCAAAGGCCUCCCCUCCCCCUGGGCCACGUGGGACAAGGACGGCGUCAUAGUCACCCCCUCCUCCCGCAUCACGAUCAAAGAAAAAGACGAGAUAAGGAAACUUGAAAUAGAACAUGUGACCAUUGAAGAUGUAGGGUUAUACAGGAUCAGUAUUGAGAAUGACUACGGGAGAGCGGAAGGUACGGCGAGGUUGGAGGUUAUCUCGCAGAAGGGGAAGUUCCACGCUGGUGUCAGGGCGUACAGCGCGUCGCCGCGACGCUCGGCGCCCUACAGGCGGACGAGCACAUCUAUAUCGAAAGACUGAGUUCGGAAUUGAAACGGAGCUGCGAGUGAUUUUUUUUUCAAUUAUUUAUCUGUGCAUUUUACUUUUAAUUGACUUUUCGUACGGCCAGUCACAAAACCUCGAGGUUCAAGCAUGUUAUUUGACAGUGAACUCUGUUCACUGGCAAAUAGGGUUUAUUUUUAUUUGUUAUUGAUUUGUAUUUAAUUUAUGUACGUUAUACUAUUAUUUUCCCUCUCGUGUAUGAGAGGAGGUCUAUGCCAAGCAGUGGGACGUGUAUAGGCUAAAUUAUUUAUUAUUAUAUGUACUAUUAUUUAUUGAUAUUGCUUGAGUUUUGAUGAAUCCUGGUCACUGGCCGUAUACGACGUAGAAAAAUGUUAAGUUUUUGUUUUACUUGUUAGGUUGUGUCUCUCGCUUCACACAUUUUCGUCAAUUGCCUAUUGUAUACUUCAGUUAACGUAAAAUUUGUAUAUUCUAUUAAGUUGUAUUCAAUUAUCAUCCGGAUGCUCUUAAAACUACUUCUGAUCUCUAUAUCUUUGAAAUAAAGUCACUAGGUAAGUACUUAUUGAACCAGCUAUUUUUUUUAAAGAGUAGGGCAUCUACUUGUGGUGAUUAGAUUACCUCAAAAUGUACCUAUAUUCUAUUAUACAUCUAUCGGUCAUAUCAUAAAUCAUGAUAGAUAUCUUAUUCAUCUAAGUAUUCAAUCGGCCCCGGUUAAAAAUAUGUCAUUCAGAUUAGAUUAUUGAAAAUUAACGUACGAAUUAAAAUGGUUAAAUCGAAGUACCGUUUUGAUUGGACUAUACAUGUAUGGCUUAGAUGUAUUGUGUGAAGUGAUGUUCCUCACUAAUGACUUAUUAGAUACAUGUUUUGCCAAUCCAAAGCUCGAUAUGUACGUAAACAGAGUUGUUUACGUAAAUAUAUUUAUAAAAUAUAUUUACACAAAAAAUACAUAUUUUGGGGUGCCAAUUAGACAUUAUAUUGAAUAAAUCAAUAAAUAAUGUUUUCAAAACAAGUUGGUGAAGGUUCGCCUUGGAUUGGCAGACAUGUUAAUAGGGGUAUUGGGACAAUUUCUAAAUAUUAUCAUGUUAAAAAAAAGUAUUAAAUAUUGAUAAUGUCAAUAAAUAAAUUUAAAUCAAUUCAUUAUUUACAACAUUGCUUUUGAAUUCAGAGAGGAGUGUGAUAAAAACUUAAUGUUAAGUUAUUUUUUGGAAGUGUCCCAAAGCCGUUGUUUAUAAAAGUGUUUAUAUAA
Molecule: messenger RNA, 31053 nt
Organism: Cydia fagiglandana
Lineage: Eukaryota; Metazoa; Arthropoda; Insecta; Lepidoptera; Tortricidae
Product: titin homolog
Exons: 38
Coding region: 9-29828 (9939 amino acids)
Biological process (GO): homophilic cell-cell adhesion; synapse organization
Cellular component (GO): axon; plasma membrane; neuronal cell body
Molecular function (GO): axon guidance receptor activity; protein binding
Source: RefSeq, a predicted model, not a curated record